UGUUGUUCAUCGUUGUUUUGGUCUCCGGUGUGAGGUUAGAAAAUCCGCUCCGAGUUCAGGAAUCGCAGUAAAAAAGUGUGUAUUUUUUUAACAUUUUUUAACUUCACCGAGCGAGCUAAUAAAAAAAACUGCAUUCCGGUCAUCGUUCUCGUUGGAAAAGUAGGCCCCUCUGGAAAGCUCAGUUAACUACUGUCACAAGCAAAAUCCAGGGAAAUUUUCAUGUGUUUCUCCAAUUAACAAAACAAAAAUCGAGUGAUCACACAAAUGUUGGGUAAAUUUGCAACCGGCGUAUCGGCGCUACUAACUAGAUCGACCAUUCCGUUGCUGCAGAACGCCGGCUUCACACCGAAACAGUACUGGACGGGCACGAUUCUGAACCAUGCAUCGGGCAAAAAGUAUCAGGCACACUCCGGCACUUCCAAACUGCUUGGAGCCCUGUCGACUGGCCCUGCGCUGUGUGCCGCGCAGCCCCUUUUGGAACAACAAACGCGAAACACGUUCGUGCUGAAGCGUCGCACGCCACCGAAUCUGUACAAAAAGAACCAGAAACCGGGCAAGCUGCGAGGGCGCCACUUCGUGUACGAGCUGGUGGAAAAUCGGACGGUGAUAAAGAAGCCCAACCUCGAGGUCAUCCUUACGGCGUUCGUCGAAGGUGUCGGUGCCAAGGGUGAUGUGGUUUCUCUCAAGCCAAACGUUGCCUACAACCAGUUGCUGCUGCCCGGACUGGCUGUCUAUAAGACACCGGAAAAUCUAGCCAAGUAUGCUACCGAAAAGGAUGAAACGGAGAAAGAGAUCCACAGUUCGGCGUAUGCUCAGCGGACAGUGAACAAGCUCGAAAGCCUCAUCUUGGCCGUGGUCAUGAACAAGGAUCACCCGUGGGUUAUCGAACCGUGGCACAUCAGGACCGCGCUGCGGAAGGCAGGUUACUACGUACCAACGGAAGCGAUCGAGCUGCCGGCCACACCGAUUACGGGGCCGGAUCUACUGAAGCAAAACAAAGAGUUUACCGUAACCAUCACGAUCAACAAUCUCGAGCAGGCUCGGGUACGGUGUCGGAUACACCACUGGAGCACCGAACCGAGCAACCGGCUGCCGUACGUCUUCGAACACUGGAAACAGGAGGCGGAACCGCUUUUCGGCGGCGCAUGAUCGUUAGCAUUUUCCGCAAUCGAGGUAGGCCAGGAGCCAGCCAAAGGGAAUAUCGUUUUGGUAGGCUAGUGGAAGGAGAUUGACGAAAGCAAAAGAUUUAAGUCGCUCUUUUGUACUGCUGUUUGAGGGGCUCAGUAGUCAGGGAAAGCCAAAAUGCAUUAGCACUCGCAAUAGUAUAACAUGGAACAAAACACAGAGCCAUUAUUGAGAAUGUUUUCUAUCAAAAUGUUCAAUCCCAAAACAUCAGCGUGCGAUUUGUACCCGAUAAAACAGGCUAUACGUUGAAGCAAAUCGGUUAGUAGAGAAGCUACAAAGUUAAAAAUAAAAAUCUUAAAACAGAAACACAUUCGAUCAAAUUUGG
Messenger RNA from Anopheles darlingi, 1510 nucleotides. It is a transcript of the gene mRpL9, whose product is annotated as 39S ribosomal protein L9, mitochondrial. The coding region runs from base 265 to 1149 and encodes 294 amino acids. Gene Ontology annotation, cellular component: ribosome; mitochondrion. The record is from RefSeq and is a predicted model, not a curated record. Gene Ontology annotation, biological process: translation. NCBI's taxonomy places the organism in Eukaryota, Metazoa, Arthropoda, Insecta, Diptera, Culicidae. Gene Ontology annotation, molecular function: structural constituent of ribosome. The transcript is spliced from 4 exons.